GGAAGUGGCCGAAUAAAAUGACAGGACGCCUCCGGGCGUUUAUGGGAUUAGAUCAGAAAGCCUCGAGCUCCAAGCAGCAUCAGUCACCUAGCAACCAGCACCAGUUACCUAGCAAUCAGCACCAGUUACCUAGCAACCAGCACCAGUUACCUAGCAACCAGCAUCAGUUACCUAGCAAUCCCCUACAAAUAGAGAUCAGUUCAGAUAAACCUGACACACUACAAGUGCCUUGUGCAGACUCAGCGGGCGAGUCGGGAGAGGAAAGUGUAACUCCAACUUCUAGAUCUGAACUGGACUUUAACGUUCCAGCUGUGACGCCCACUACUGAAAAGAAACAGCUACGGAGAAAAGUAACAGCAAAGAACCUGGAUGCACCAGAGAAUGGCACACUGAAGAAAAGAGGCAGCAAAAGCAGACUCAGUCCUAGAGUUCCUCGCAAGGAGGCAGAGGACGCAGAAGAAACACUCAGUGAAAGUUCAGAAGACGACGACUUUGACGAUGAACAAAUAAUCAAGGCUGCAAUCCAAGCGCAGGACUACGAAGCAUUAGAAGACUUUCUGAGUGUGGACGAUGCUAUCGUGAACGAGUUCACCUCUGAAGGAAGAAGGUAUCUACACGAGUGUGUAGUGUAUGAUGACCAGGACGCUUGUGAUAUAGUCAUGGAAGCUGGGGGACUGAUCAACUCUAGAGACCUACAGGGCUGGACAGCGCUACACUACGCAGCUGCCUUCGAUCUUACAGAGAUGACUCAGUACCUCCUGGACAGAGGAGCUGAUCCGAGGAAGAAGUCUAAGGAAGGAGAAACCCCGGAGGACGUGGCAGAUGACCCGGAUAUUAUCCAGAAGCUGCAGGUAGCCAGAGCUAGACGGGGGCUCCGCUCCAUCUCCACUGUCAGUACUAGCGAAAUAGAGGCUGCUCAGGAGGAGUUUAAGCGGAGGACCGCCGAGAGACGGAAAACCAGUGUUCAAGCCAGCUAGCUUCGUGAAUACAAGUUCAGGAGUUACCAGAUAGCUUCGUAAAUACAAGUUCAGCAGUCACCGAAAUUCCCAGAUUUGAUGAGGAAUACAAGACUGACGACUAGUACACUUUCCGUCUAUUAAAGCUGUUAAGGGAAUUUUCUUUGAGAGCAAAAUAGACGAUCAUUCGCGAUUUUUGGCUAUUCAAAGUAAACCAGUUUUUAAAGUUUGUAUGUAGUUUGGAUUUUGUUUAUCAUUUCAGUUUCAGAGAUACGUUUAUCCGAGGUCAGUUUCGGACCGUUUGUUCUGCAUUUAGUGUGGUAAACUACCACAGUUAGAGAGAUAUUAGAGGUUACCACGACAGUUAGAGAUAUUAGAGGUUACCACGACAGUUAGAGAUAUUAGAGGUUACCACGACAGUUAGAGAUAUUAGAGGUUACCACGACAGUUAGAGAUAUUAGAGGUUACCAUGACAGUUAGAGAUAUUAGAGGUUACCACGACAGUUAGAGAUAUUAGAGGUUACCACGACAGUUAGAGAUAUUAGAGGUUACCACGACAGUUAGAGAUAUUAGAGGUUACCACGACAGUUAG
Bolinopsis microptera is the source of this 1548-nucleotide messenger RNA. Its product is annotated as acyl-CoA-binding domain-containing protein 6-like. The transcript has 6 exons. NCBI's taxonomy places the organism in Eukaryota, Metazoa, Ctenophora, Tentaculata, Lobata, Bolinopsidae. The coding region runs from base 18 to 977 and encodes 319 amino acids. The record is from RefSeq and is a predicted model, not a curated record. Gene Ontology annotation, molecular function: protein binding.